AUGAGCUGGUUCAUCUUCUGCUCUUCCGACGCUGCCUGCCAGGCCAUUCGAGAGCUUGUGCUGUCAGAGGUCGAGUACAAGGUUCAGGAGAAGACGGACGAGAUGUGGAGCAGGGGAAAGCAGGUGGUUGCGCAAAUGAAGCAGCGCCACCAGCAGACAGUGCAGCAGCAUUUGGAUGAAAUCGCCUCCCUGCAGAAGAGCAGCCAGGACCUGGAAGAGGAGAAUCUUCGCCUGAAGCAGAUCGUCCAAGAGCUCGCCACCAAAUUGGCAGCUGUCGGAGGCAACUACCUCAAUGGCAAGAAGGACUUCUCGCCUGACUCAUGUGCGAGCACCACAGCCGAAGAGCCUGAGGUCACCAAGCACGCGGAGGCUCCCAUGCCCUACACUCCACGACCUCGUGUAGAUCCAGAUGCAAUGGUGUUGCCGGAGGUUCCAGGCUUUCCUCUGCCUACGUCACCGAUUCCACUCUCGCCUGCUGCACCAAUCUCCUUGGCCGAGUCCCUGGGUCAGGUGACCCCCCAGCGUCAGCCACUGUCGCUGGUGAAUUCCUUGACACCUACCAUGGAGAUGCCAUCGCCCUUCACUGUCAAUGGACGUGCGGGAGCAGGUAUGAUUGGCGGCAACGGCAUCUACAGCUUUACUCUUCGCAAGGCAGAUGGUGCUGAGCUCGGGCUCAAUGUGUCGCACUCCACGGAAGAACGUGUGCUGUGUGUGGAGAGUAUUCGGCCUGGUGGAGCCGUGGAUUCGUGGAACCGUCAAUGCCUAGGAGGUCCGGUCGCUGAGAAAGCUGUGAGACAUGGGGAUCGCAUUAUCAGCGUCAACCACAUCUGCUAUGACCCAAACAAAAUGCUCCAGGAGUGCAAGGAAAAGCAGCUCUUGAAGCUGACGAUCGCGCGUGGGAAUGUCUCAUUGCCUUCAGCACCAACACAG
This is a messenger RNA of Symbiodinium pilosum, 930 nucleotides long. The record is from the annotation of a GenBank genome assembly. NCBI's taxonomy places the organism in Eukaryota, Dinophyceae, Suessiales, Symbiodiniaceae.